Molecule: messenger RNA, 409 nt
Organism: Thamnophis sirtalis
Lineage: Eukaryota; Metazoa; Chordata; Lepidosauria; Squamata; Natricidae
Source: RefSeq, a predicted model, not a curated record
UGGAAGGUCUCCACAGUCCCUCACCCUUGAACUGGUAAAAGAAUAUGGCUUUGAUGAAGUGAAUCCUCUGCCUUUUCGACAUGCAUGUAACAUCACAGUCCCUGGUGCUCCUGCUGCGUGGUGUGAUGCUGUCGUGGUGUAUGGAAGCAAACAGCUUUCCAUGGGGCAGAUUUUGCAACCAGCAAUAGAAAUGGCUGAGAAGGGCUUUCCAGUGUCUGAGAUUACUUCUUACCAGUGGAAGCAAGAUGCUCAUGUUCUUCAGUCACCUGGAAAUCAACAUGGAAAGGACCUCUUGAUCAAUGGCGAAGCACCAGAGCAUGGCCAAGUCUUCCAAAAUCCUCUUUUGGCAAACACUUUUAAGCUUGUUUGAUAGCUUCAUAAUAGAAGCUUCUGAAUUAGGAGAAGGUUG